GCCUGCGCAAUUUGAUUGCAGCUGAUGAUGAAAAGUUAGAAAAGUUCGUAGAAAUAUCGAUGAUUAACACCCAUUUUGCUGCUCUAAAAGGACACAUAUCACGGAUUAACCAUAUGAGAUAAACGUAGCAGGCUUAGAAGGCCUCAUGAACCUCGCAAGCCAAGGCGGUGACCCAAAUUCUUCGUUGUUAUUUGCAAAUUUCAACCAGGAUUGUUCAUCGCUAGCAGUUGGGUCCAAGAGUGGUUACAAGCUAUUCUCAUUGGCUUCGGUAGAGAAGCUAGAUCAGAUCUAUGAAAAUGAUAAUGAAGAUACCUGUAUCGUGGAGAGAUUAUUCUCUAGCAGUCUCGUAGCCAUAGUCAGUCUCUCGUCACCACGGAAACUUAAAGUGUGCCAUUUUAAAAAAGGAACGGAAAUAUGCAACUACAGUUACUCCAAUACGAUUUUGUCAGUCAGGCUAAACAGGCUGCGUUUGAUCGUAUGUCUGGAAGAAAGCUUGUACAUACACAACAUUCGGGACAUGAAGGUGCUUCACACGAUACGUGACACCCCGUCUAACCCCCAGGGCCUGUGUGCCCUAUCAACCAACAAUGACAAUUGCUACAUGGCCUACCCUGGCAGUAACCAAAUAGGGGAGGUGCAGAUAUUUGAUACAGUUAAUCUGAGGGCUGUUACUAUGAUACCUGCCCAUGACAACCCCUUGGCUGCCCUGGCAUUUAGUUCUAGUGGGACUCGGAUAGCAACUGCCUCAGAAAAGGGAACAGUUAUUCGUGUAUUUUCUGUGCCCGAUGGUCAAAAGAUAUUUGAAUUUAGGAGAGGAGUGAAGAGAUGUGUCGAAAUCAGCUCACUUGCAUUUAGUCCAGACAGCACUUUUCUUUGUGCUAGUAGCAACACAGAAACUGUACAUAUAUUCAAACUCGAAUCACCAAAAGAAAGUACUUCCAGGCCUACAGAGGAACCCCAGAGCUGGAUGGGAUAUUUCAACCAAGCGCUAAAAUCUUCCGCAACCUACUUGCCUAGUGGGGUGUCAGAUAUGUUGAGUCAAGGACGAGCAUUUGCGACUUGCCGAUUGCCCUGUUCUGGACUGAAGAAUGUAGCUGCCCUGUCUGUGAUACAGAAAGUUUUACGUCUACUAGUUGCCUCCCAGGAUGGCUAUGUGUACAUAUAUAACAUGGAUCCAGGAGAGGGUGGCGAAUGUACCUUACUUAGGCAACACAGACUAGAUGGUUGCCAAGACAACACUCCAGUGACGGAAGCUUCCUCAAGUUUCCAAGACAAACCACUUACAUCACCAAUAGGGGGAGCUGCAGCUGCAUCAGCUGGGACUACUUUCUCGGCAGCAGUUGGUAAACCAGAACCAUCUAGUAGUCCGGACGAUACGCCCCCAGGUAAGCGGGUUGAAUUGCCGUUGCCCCUCACUCCAUCUUGGGGGGCAGAGAGUUGGGCGAAUGUGACACGUCGUGAAGGAGGCCCUCAGGAGGUACUAGCCUACCCCCAGGGCGAUCAUGCUGACCCCCCUGACUCAGUGGUGCUUGAUAAAGAAUCUCAGUCCUUCCAGGAAAUGACCCCGGGAGCGACUGGUGGGGACAUUGCUGCACUCCGAUUGGAUGACGAUAAUGAAUUUCCACCAAUGACGCACAAGAAUGAGUGAAAAUUAUGGGAUGCAAUAUUAGAGAAAUGACCAACUGAACUUACUGUACGAUAUUGUAACAAGUUGUGAUAUUGUAUGUGUUCAAAACAAAUCAAAUAUUG
Molecule: messenger RNA, 1749 nt
Organism: Owenia fusiformis
Lineage: Eukaryota; Metazoa; Annelida; Polychaeta; Sabellida; Oweniidae
Source: the annotation of a GenBank genome assembly